AAUUCAAUAUGGAAUUUUGAUUGAUAAAAAAAAAACGACAAAUAAUAUUUAUAUUUUUGCUUAAUUGCGAAAAUUAAUUCUUUUGCGUAUUUAAUUAGAUCGAAAGAGUGAUUGUGAUUGUUUGGGUUAGUUUAAGGGGCUCGAAAAAACAAAUAAGCAGACUAAUGAGUGGCGCAAGUUCCUCAGACACCAAUGGGGCCAAAAAUUAUUUUGUAAAUUUCAACCAGGACACCACAUCUCUAGCAGUUGGAGGCAAGUCCGGCUACAAAUUAUUCUCCCUAGCCUCGGUCGACAAUCUGGAACAAAUCUACAGCAAUGCGACCGAAGAUUCCUGCAUUGUCGAGAGGCUUUUUAGCAGCAGUUUGGUGGCCGUCGUCUCCCUGGCCGCCCCACGAAAGCUGAAAGUUUGCCAUUUCAAAAAAGGGACAGAAAUCUGUAAUUAUUCUUAUUCGAAUACUAUACUUGGAGUUAAACUUAACAGAGCUCGUCUAGUUGUUUGCCUAGAAGAAAGCCUCUACAUUCACAACAUCAGAGACAUGAGAGUUUUGCACACAAUCCGAGACACUCCCGCUAAUCCUACAGGCUUGUGCGCUUUGAGCUCAAACAGCGAAAAUUGUUACUUGGGCUAUCCAGGUUCCUCGUCAGUAGGGGAAGUACAAAUCUUUGAUGCCAUGAACCUGAAUGCAAAAAUAAUGAUUCACGCACACGAUAGUCCUUUGGCCGCUUUGGCUUUUAGCCCAAAUGGUUUAAGGGUUGCAACUGCCUCAGAAAAGGGCACAGUAAUAAGGGUUUUUUCAGUUACUGAUGGUACCAAGCUUUUUGAGUUUCGUAGAGGCGUUAAACGUUGCGUUUCCAUAAGUUGUUUGUCUUUUAGCAUGUGCGGGCAAUUUUUGUCUUGCAGUAGCAAUACUGAAACUAUACACGUUUUUAAGCUAGAGGAACCAAAAGAUAGUCCUAGAAAAAGUGUAGACGAAAGUGGCUGGAUGGGAUAUUUGUCCACAUAUUUGCCUACACAAGUUACAGACGUAUUUACUCAAGGCAGGGCCUUUGCUUCUGCCUAUUUGCCUUUUGCCGGAGUCAAAAAUGUCAUAUCUAUAGUCUUCAUUCAAGAUGGUUUGAGGUUAUUAGUAGCAACCGAAGACGGGGUUUUGUACAUAUAUAAUUUUGAUUCGAAUGAAGGAGGAGAUUUGCAAUUGUACAAAAAGUUCCAGCUGGAAGAUUUAGGCUCUAAUCACACUGACGGUGAAACCAAAACUGAUAAAGAUUCGCCUUCAAGCGAAGCACCAGGGGCAGGCCUUCUAGGUAGCUACGCUGGCAUCGUGAAGGGGAACCCCUCGGGCCGAAUGUCAGAAUCCGACAAACUGCGAGAGAUGGCGCAAGCUACCGAAGUACCACCAAAGGACGCUUUCCAGUUCGCUGACGACCAAGAGUAUCCGCCGCUGACCCAAACCAGUGACGUCGAUUAGGGAGUGGAUUGUUUAAAUCAAUUUUUUCUGGUUCUUAGGGGCAUUUUAGUUUAAUUUUGUUUUAAUAUGUAUAACAUAUCUAUGAAAAUAAUUUAAAUAAACUUCAAUUUUGGUAAUUGAGGUUAUCAAGUACCCAAAAUUUAAGUGCCAAAUCUACUUGGCACUUUAAAUUUUCUAUUUUUAUAUCUUGUUUUCUUUGUAACAUUAUUUGAUGUUAAUAUUAAAUGGAUUGUGUCAAUAUUUUUGAGGCUUUUAAGUACUUCUUAGUGAAGCUUUUGUACAUAUUGAAAAAGUUGUACGAUUAUUUUAAAAAAGCGCUCUGUUUUGUAUAUUACGCAUAAUUUUGUAACGAUUAAAAUUAAUCCAGAAGGAAAGGAUGUUGCGUUUUAAUACAUGAAAAUAAUAAAAGGAAAGUUUAAAAAUUUAUUCACUCCACCAUGCGAUAACAUAAUAAUAAUUAUAAGUUAAAUUAAAUUGCCUUAUAUCUACACUAAUUGCAAUAAUUAAUUAUUAUUAGGUAUUAUUUACAAUAAUAACUGAUUGAACUGAUCAAACUGAAAAACCUCAGCGUUAGUUGUGCAUCUACAUAAACUCAAAAAAAAUCGUACAUAAACUAGCUCCGAAAUCAAUAAUAAUUGUCUAGACUUAUGUCCGAGCCCUGGGCAAAUUGCACAUGGCACAAUUUUGGACUUCGGCAUCGUUGAUAAACGUGCAAAAAGAACAAGUCCAAAUCGGCCCCCCACGGGGCGUCGUUGAACUUCCUACAGUACCACCUGCUACACUUCCU
Messenger RNA from Ceutorhynchus assimilis (cabbage seed weevil), 2253 nucleotides. NCBI's taxonomy places the organism in Eukaryota, Metazoa, Arthropoda, Insecta, Coleoptera, Curculionidae. The record is from the annotation of a GenBank genome assembly.